Molecule: messenger RNA, 1197 nt
Organism: Alosa sapidissima (American shad)
Lineage: Eukaryota; Metazoa; Chordata; Actinopteri; Clupeiformes; Clupeidae
Gene: cdaa
Product: cytidine deaminase a
Exons: 4
Coding region: 99-596 (165 amino acids)
Cellular component (GO): cytosol
Molecular function (GO): cytidine deaminase activity; zinc ion binding
Source: RefSeq, a predicted model, not a curated record
CAGCUAGGUCCCCCCCCCCCUAUUCAAAUGUUGAUGUAGGGCCCUGGCAGUCAGAGGCUCUUUAACACAAGUUAUGCAUAGUGCUAUUCUGUCACAGGAUGUUACAGAGUGUUAAUAUGGAAAGCCUGAAUGGCAAAGAGAAGGUCAAUGGGACAAAGUCAGUGGUUGAUGUAGAUGACAACAUCAUUGGGGAGCUUAUUUCCAAAUCACAGAAAGCUAAAGAUUUUGCGUACUGUCCGUACAGCAAGUUCAGAGUGGGAGCAGCAGUUUUAACUCCAAAUGGAAAGAUCUUUACAGGUUGCAAUGUGGAGAAUGCGUGUUACACCCUAGGAAUUUGUGCCGAAAAGACUGCCAUCUCAAAGGCCAUCUCAGAGGGGUAUAGAGAUUUCACGGCCAUUGCAAUUGCCAGUGAUCUCAAUGAACAAGUAAUUUCACCAUGCGGUGGGUGCAGGCAGUUCAUGAGAGAGUUUGGUGCCCAUUGGGACGUCUACAUGACAAAGCCUGAUGGAUCCUACUGUCAAAUAAGUGUUGAAGAGCUCCUUCCUGUGUCAUUUGGGCCUUCUGACUUGAAAGGGAAAAAGUGUGAAGCCUCUUGAAAUUAUUCAGAAUUGCAGAUAUAUGGACUUUAUUUUGAACUUGCCUUUGACUAUGGGCAAGUCUGAGAGCAUAUUUGAAUUUGCUCUGGCAGAUCUGAUGAGGACCCUCCCAUUCAAGCCAAUUUCUGAAUCACCAAAAACCCAGGAACCAACUGUUUAUUCUGUAUGAGACAGCUUUAGAUGACAGACACAGGUACAGCUCUCACAACACAGUCACUGAAUGCGCUGAUUGUGUCAGUAUCAAAUAACACAUAUAUUUUCUUUGAAAUUUAGUAACUGCAUUAAAAACCUUCAUUUACAACAAAUAUGUGUUUACUGUACUUCAAAAGGAUUUGGUGUUUAAUAUACCAACUUAAGUUUAACAUUACCACUAGUUGGGCCCCAUGGAAAUCAAAAGUGAACUGUGUCUAGACCAAUUCUCUUUAAUUUGGUGUCAGCAGGCUACAAAUGAAUGACUCCUACACUAAAUAUUGUGAUGUUAUGAGAUUAGUUCCCCCUAAAACCUUGGUGUUUAUAGGAUUUAGUUUAUCCUAAAUCCAUCCAAUGAAAAAAUUACUUUGGUAAAUUGGUAAUUGCUCAGUAACCCAAACUCGGAAAACCC